Brassica oleracea var. oleracea is the source of this 1536-nucleotide messenger RNA. RefSeq names its product dof zinc finger protein DOF2.5-like. Bases 261 to 1334 code for a protein of 357 amino acids. NCBI's taxonomy places the organism in Eukaryota, Viridiplantae, Streptophyta, Magnoliopsida, Brassicales, Brassicaceae. The record is from RefSeq and is a predicted model, not a curated record. The transcript is spliced from 2 exons. Gene Ontology annotation, molecular function: DNA-binding transcription factor activity; DNA binding. Gene Ontology annotation, biological process: regulation of DNA-templated transcription.
UUUUCCUCUGUUCUCUUUCUCUCUUCUAUGAAAGAUUUCAUACUUAAUUAUAUAUAUAUGCAUAUUUAUGUGUGUGCAUAUAUCGAUGAAUAUCAUGGUGUGGUGAUAUGUGUUUGUGGUUAAAGAUGAUAUAGAGAUUUCUUAAGAGUUUCACAUAUGUCAAUGAAUUUUUUUUUUGGUUGCUAAAAUAUGUCAACGAAACUUUGCAUGUGAAUUUUAUCAUUUUAAGGUUUCGAGGUUGAUAAAAGGGCUUCCAAGAAAUGAUGAACGUAAAACCAAUGGAGCAAAUUAUGAUUCCUAAUAAUAACACUCAUCAAUCAAACACCCCGUCCAUUGCAAGGCCAAACACCGUUCUCACAUCCAGCGGCGGCGUCUCCGCCGGCGUAAGCAACAGCAACAAUACGUCGGUUGUGGUGGAGAGGAAAUCAAGACCACAAGAGAAAAUAAAUUGUCCAAGAUGUAACUCAACCAACACAAAAUUUUGUUACUACAACAACUAUAGUCUCACGCAACCAAGAUACUUCUGCAAAGGUUGUCGGAGGUACUGGACCGAAGGUGGAUCUCUCAGGAAUGUCCCUGUCGGUGGAAGUUCAAGAAAGAACAAGAGAUCAUCAUCAUCAAACAUCCUUCAGACAACACCAUCUUCACUUGGUUUGACUACAACACUUCCAGAUCUAAACCCACCAAUUAUCUUCUCAAACCAAAUCCCUAAUAAAUCAAAAGGGGCAUCACAAGAUCUCAACAUGUUGUCUUUCCCGGUCAUGCAAGACCAACAUGUUCACAUGUCUAAAUUUCUUCAGAUGCAUAAGAUGGAAGGAAAUGGCAAUAUGACUCAUCAACAGCCGUCAUCUUCAUCUUCUCUCUAUGGUUCUUCGUCGUCUCCUGUUUCAGCGCUUGAGCUUCUAAGAACAGGAGUUAAUGUUUCAUCAAGAUCAGGGAUUAACUCUUUUAUGCCUUCUGGUCCAAUGAUGGAUUCUUCAAACAAUGUGAUGUACACUUCUUCAGGGUUUCCAACGAUGGUGGAUUACAAAACAAGUAAUCUCUCUUUCUCUACUGAUCAUCAAGGGCUUGGACACAACAACAACAACAACAACAACAACAACAACAACAACAACAACAACAGUUCUGGUGAUGCUCAUAGUGAUCAUCAUCAAGGUAGGGUUUUGUUUCCCUUUGGGGAUCAAAUGAAGGAGCUUUCAUCAAGCAUAACACAAGAAGUUGAUCAUGAUGAUAAUCAACAACAGAAGAGUCAUGGUAAUAAUAAUAAUUCAAGCCCUAAUAAUGGAUACUGGAGUGGGAUGUUCAGUACUACAGGUGGAGGAUCUUCAUGGUGAAGCAACAUGAUCAAAAGAGAUUAUGAAAAUUAUCUUUCUAAUUCUCUUUCAUGAUAUUUUGCCUUACAUAGUCACAUGGGGGUACUUUAGUUAAAGUUGUCAGAACUUAACUAUCACAACAUAGUUUUUUUUUAUCUUUUUAAUCAAAUAUUUAUUAAAUAUUUUGUAACUGGGUUUGACGGUAAUUUGGGUUGGUUUUUCA